Messenger RNA from Periophthalmus magnuspinnatus, 8242 nucleotides. Its product is annotated as dynein axonemal heavy chain 6-like. Gene Ontology annotation, cellular component: dynein complex. Gene Ontology annotation, molecular function: dynein light intermediate chain binding; ATP binding; minus-end-directed microtubule motor activity. The record is from RefSeq and is a predicted model, not a curated record. Lineage: Eukaryota; Metazoa; Chordata; Actinopteri; Gobiiformes; Gobiidae. Gene Ontology annotation, biological process: microtubule-based movement.
AUGACGAGCGGUCACGUAUCAGACGCAGCGUUUUAUUUCUUAUCUAAUGAUGAGCUGUUUAAGAUUCUGGCCCAGACGAGAAAUCCUCAGGCAGUGCAGCCCCAUCUUAGGAAAUAUUUUGAUUCCAUUACACGCCUAGAGUUUGCCCUGUUGCCUGAAAAACCUCGAGAUACCACAGAGGGUGAUGUUGAUUCUGAACAAGACACAAUCUAUAGCAAAGACAUCCUGAAAAUGAUUUCACCGGAGGGUGAAAAGGUGUCAUUGACUAAAGGACUUAAGGCGCAGGGCAAUGUAGAAGAUUGGCUGUGCAAGGUAGAGGAGGCCAUGUUUGUAUCACUGCGACAGUGGCUCAGUGGGGCCGAUGGCUUCCGUUAUAAAGCCGCCAUAGCAGAUUACCAGGUCAAGUCCAGAGAGGAAUGGGUUGUGGCUGGACAUCCGUCACAGGUAGUGCUGACGAUCUCCCAGAUGAUGUGGUGCAGAGAAAUGGAUGCCUGCCUUGAAGGGGACCAUGACCACUUUGCUGCGUUACAGCAGUUUGAACAAACCAACUUCAGUAGGCUGAAUUCUUUGGCAGCUUUAGUAAGAGGACACCUACCAUCUUUACAUCGGAAUAUAAUCACCGCGCUUAUCACCAUUGAUGUUCAUGCUAGAGACAUUGUCACAGAUCUUGUUCGGCAGAAGGUGGACAGUAGGUCAAACUUUGAAUGGCAGAGACAGUUACGUUAUCACUGGGACAUGGAUUUGGACAACUGUGUUGUCACUAUGGCUUUGUCCACAUAUAUUUAUGGUUAUGAAUACCUUGGAGCCUGUCCAAGGCUUGUUAUUACUCCACUUACGGAUCGUUGCUAUUUAUGUCUAAUGGGGGCUCUACAGUUAGACCUGCGGCCUGCAGGGCCAGCUGGGACAGGAAAAACAGAAACCACCAAGGAUCUGGCCAAGGCUUUAGCCAUACAGUGUGUCGUCUUCAACUGUUCUGAUGGAUUGGACUACAAGAUGAUGGGCCGCUUCUUCAGUGGUCUUGCUCAGUCUGGAGCUUGGUGUUGCUUUGAUGAGUUUAAUCGAAUUGACAUUGAAGUGUUGUCUGUGAUUGCUCAACAACUCAUCACUAUUCGAAAUGCUAAAGCCGCAAAGCUGUCAAGGUUUCAAUUUGAGGGAGUGAUGACCUGUGCUGCAUUCAUUACCAUGAACCCUGGCUGUGCUGGAAGAACAGAGCUGCCUGACAACCUAAAGGCUUUAUUCAGACCCAUAGCCAUGAUGGUCCCUAAUUAUGCUCUUAUUGCUGAGGUGAUUUUAUACUCUGAAGGGUUCGAAUCAAGUAAGACUUUGGCUAGGAAGAUGACCCAGAUGUAUAAGCUAUGCUCGGAGCAGCUGUCACAACAAGACCACUAUGAUUUUGGCAUGAGAGCUCUGAAAUCUGUGCUGGUGAUGGCCGGGUCAGAGAAAUACAAACAUAUAUCCCUGAAGAGGAGCAACCCCCACCUCAGUGAAGAUGUGGUACUUAUCCGAGCUUUGCGGGACUCUAACCUUCCAAAGUUUCUCACAGAUGAUGCCGUCUUGUUUGGUGGGAUCUUAUCUGACCUGUUUCCAGGAGUGACUAUCCCUGAGCAUGAUUAUGGUGUGCUACAUUCUACUAUUCUAGAGUCUCUGGUUAAGCGCAAUUUACAGCCUCUCCCUACCAUGACCAAAAAGGUAAUCCAAUUGUAUGAGACUAUGCUAGUGCGGCAUGGAGUUAUGCUUGUUGGACCGACUGGAGGGGGUAAAACUACUGUCUACACCAUUCUGGCCGACACCCUGGAGACCCUUUACAACUCAGAUUAUAAGAAAAGUAACUCCUUCUACCAGCCAGUCAAGACCUACAUUCUUAACCCCAAAUCAGUGACAAUGGGAGAACUCUAUGGCGAGGUGAACAAUUUCACUCUUGAGUGGAUUGAUGGUCUGAUGGCGUUGAGUGUCCGUGAUGCGGUUAGCGACACGACUGACGAUCACAAAUGGCUGUUAUGUGAUGGCCCCGUAGACGCCCUGUGGAUUGAAAACAUGAACACUGUGCUUGAUGACAACAAGAUGCUCUGUCUCGCCAAUAGUGAACGAAUCAAGCUCACCCCAUCAAUUCACAUGGUGUUUGAGGUUCAAGAUUUGGCUGUGGCUUCUCCAGCAACAGUCAGUCGUUGUGGAAUGGUAUAUAUUGAUCCAGAUGAGCUCAAAUGGAUGCCUUAUGUUCAGACAUGGAUCAGUGGUCUUGGAGACAAGUUUCCAGAGGUAGUCAGCAAAUAUCUCCUGGGAUUGUUUGAAAACUAUGUGGAGAAGGGUCUUCAGUUUGUAUCAAAAAAUUGUAUACAGGCUAUUUGCCAAGUGGACAUAAGUAAAGUCACCACACUCUGUGCUUUACUUUAAGUAUUGCUGCUUGGCCAGGAAGGACCUGGAUUUACCAUGGAUGCACGUGAUCUCAACAGGGUUAUUUGUCAGACGUUUAUCUUCUGCUAUAUUUGGUCUGUUGGGGGCAAUCUGAUAAGCACAAACUGGGAGUCCUUUGAGGCUUUUGUAAAAGAACAAUUUGCAGGCAACAGGGACGCAGAGAUUCCAGAGUCUAUGGUUCUAUGGAAUGUACACAUGAAUUUUAAGAACAUCCAUAUGCAACCGUGGGACAAGAUCAUUCCUGCUUUUAAAUACAAUUGUGAGCAGCCAUUUUUUGAGAUGCUGGUCCCAACCACAGACACUGUGCGAUAUGGCUAUUUGAUGGAGAAGCUGCUGUCUGUGCAACGCUCUGUACUUUUCACUGGUGAUACUGAAGUGGGGAAGUCAGUUGUUGCCCGAGAUCUACUAAACAGGGUGCAAGAAAAGGAGGGAUAUCUUCCCAUCUUCAUCAACUUUUCUGCUCAGACUUCCUCUGCACGCACCCAAGAAAUUAUUGAGUCUAAAUUGGAAAAGAAGAGAAAAAAUAUUCUUGGUGCUCCAGGUAAUAAAAAAUUGGUAGUCUUUGUGGACGACUUGAACAUGCCUAAGCUGGACAGCUAUGGUUCUCAGCCACCCAUUGAACUCCUUUGUCAGUUCCAAGACUUUUCUGGGUUCUAUGACAGAGGAAAGUUCUUUUGGAAAGAGAUCCAGGACAUGACUAUUUCAGCUGCAUGUGCUCCUCCGGGAGGUGGCCGCAACCCAAUAACUCCUCGAUUCAUCCGCCAUUUCAGUGUGCUGUGUUUGCCCACACCAUCAGAGUUGUGCCUCAAACAGAUCUUCAAGGCUAUCCUAAACGGUUUCCUCAACGAGUUUGCAGGGGAAGUGAAGGCCUGCUCCUCUCACAUUGUAGAUGCAGCUGUGGAGAUCUACAAUCGUUUGAGUUUGGAUUUGCUCCCCACUCCGGCAAAGUCCCACUACGUCUUCAAUCUCCGGGACCGCUCCAAGUGUGUUCAAGGCAUAUUACAAUGUGAUUCUGGUCAAGUGAGAGCAAAGAACCGGAUCUUUCGCCUUUUCUGUCAUGAAUGCCAGCGAGUUUUUCAUGACUGCCUCAUAAACAACCAGGAUUAAGCUUACUUCAAUACUAUCAUCUGUGAUAUGGCCAGUAAAUAUUUUGACAUUACUAUGGAACUGGAAAGCUUUGUGACACAUCCAAUUAUAUUUGGCGACUUUAUGAGGUUGGUUUUCUUCCAGGAUGCUGUUGAACAUGUCUCUAGAAUUGCCCGUGUGAUUCGCCAAGAGAGAGGAAAUGCACUUCUCGUAGGGGUGGGAGGCACAGGAAAGCAGUCUCUAACCCGACUAGCAGCUCAUAUGUGUGGCUAUCGGUGCUUUGAAAUCGAGCUAACCCGAGGCUACAACUAUGAGAGCUUUCAUGAAGACCUGAGGAGGCUGUAUAAAAUGGCUGGUGUGGAAGGCAAAGAUAUGGUUUUUCUCUUUACCGACACUCAGAUUGUGGUGGAAUUGUUUUUGGAAGACAUUAACAACAUGUUGAAUUCUGGUGAAGUGCCAAAUCUUUUUGAGAAGGAUGAGUUGGAACAAGUCCUGACAGCCACUCGGCCAAAAGCGAAAAAGGCUGGAAUAAGUGAAGAGAACCGGGAUGAGGUCUUCCAAUACUUCAUUUCUCGUGUUCGGGAGAAGCUGCACAUUGUGUUGUGCAUGAGCCCUGUAGGUGAUGCAUUUAGGUCCCGAUGUCGGAUGUUUCCUUCUCUCGUCAACUGCUGCACUAUUGACUGGUUUAUACAGUGGCCACGGGAGGCUCUGCUCUCUGUCUCUCAGGCCUUUUUCCAGAACAUAGACUUUGGCAGUGCUCCUCUAAAACAAUGCUUUUUUUCCACCAUGUGUGUGGAGAUUCAUGUGAGUGUGUCCGACAUGGCUGAGCGCUACUACUCUGAGCUGAGACGCAGAUAUUACACCACACCUACCUCAUACCUGGAGCUCAUUAACCUCUACCUGUCCAUGCUUGGGACAAAGAAACAACAGUUAAUCCUUGCAAGGGACCGUGUGAAGAAUGGACUGACAAAGCUGCUUGAGACCAAUGAGCUGGUGGACAAAAUGAAAGUGGACUUGUCGGCUUUGGAGCCAGUUCUACAACAAAAGUCUAUUGAUGUUGAUGCUCUAAUGAAGAAGCUCUUUGUUGAUCAGGAGAAAGCUGAUGAGGUCCGUAGAGUAGUGAAAGAAGAUGAGGCUUUAGCUAAGUCCCAGGCAGAAGAAACUCAGGCCAUUGCUGAUGAUGCCCAAAGAGACCUGGAUGAGGCGCUGCCUGCUCUGGAGGGAGCCAAUCAGGCCCUGAACUCCCUGGACAAGGCUGACAUCUCUGAGAUCAAAGUGUUCACCAAGCCCCCAGACCUGGUCAUGACUGUCAUGGAGGCUAUCUGCAUCCUACUCAACUGCAAACCAGAUUGGCCAAGUGCUAAUCAGUUACUUGGAGAUUCAAAUUUCCUCAAACGUCUAACCGACUAUGACAAAGACAAUAUCAAGCCACAGAUCCUACAAAAGCUGCAGAAAUAGGUCAACAAUCCAGGUUUCAUUCCUGAAAAGGUGGAGAAAGUUUCCAAAGCCUGCAAAUCGAUGUGCAUGUGGGUCAGAGCAAUGGAUCUGUACAGCAAGGUUCUGAAAGAAGUCGGCCCUAAAAGAGAAAAACUGGCCAAAGCACAAAAAGAACUGGAUGUGACUAUGGCAACCCUGAGGGAGAAACAGCAGAAGCUGAUGGAAGUGGAGAAUAAGAUCCGUGUUUUACAAGAGCAGUUUGAGAGCAGUGAGAGAGAGAAGGAGGAUCUUUUCUUCCUUUGGGCAGUAUUGAACACCAUGGCUCUAACACAGGCUCGUUUAACCAGAGCUGGGAAACUCACAUCUGCUCUGGGAGAUGAGCAGGUUCGCUGGGACAAGAGUGUUACCCAGUUUGAACAGGAGAUCAUCGACAUUGUGGGCAAUGUUUUUAUUGCUGCUGCCUGUGUGGCGUAUUAUGGAGCAUUCACCUCCCACUAUAGACAGCUGCUUAUCGACCAGUGGAUAAAACAGUGCCAGGAACUGAAUAUUCCCAUCAGCUCGAGCUUCAGCCUGAUUAAGAUUCUGGGCGAUCCUUAUGCGAUUCGUCAGUGGAACACAGAAGGUCUGCCUCGAGACACAGUAUCCACAGAAAACGCCAUCCUGGUGACGCAGGGCCGCCGCUGGCCUCUCAUGAUAGAUCCACAGGAUCAGGCCAACAGGUGGAUUCGUUCCAAAGAAGGCAAAAAUGGUUUAAAAGUAAUCAAAUUAACAGACCCAAAUUUUCUUCGUACACUUGAAAAUGCGAUACGUCUUGGCUUGCCUGUUCUCUUGGAGGAGCUUAAAGAGACACUGGACCCCGCUCUUGAGCCUGUUCUGCUGAAACAGACUUUUGUAUCAGGUGGACGAACUCUGAUCCGACUUGGGGACGCAGAUAUUGACUAUAACAAAAAUUUCAGGUUUUAUAUGACAACAAAAAUGGCUAACCCACAUUAUCUUCCAGAGGUGUGUAUCAAAGUCACUAUUAUUAAUUUCACGGUGACCAAGUCUGGCCUAGAAAAUCAACUACUAAGUGGAGGAAAGUUUGUGAUGCUAAGAACUGGUGCUUUAGGUAAAAAGGAAAACCCAGAGCGUCCCGAUGUGCCAUGGCUAAGUGAUUUUUACUGGAAGACUUGUUUCCAGCUUGAUCACAUCCUGCUCUGUUUCAAAGGCAUAUCCAACGAAAUCAUCAAGACUCACAUCAGUAUUAAACUAGGACGUUUUCAAGCAUCACUUAAUCCAGAGACCUGGGAGGGCUAUGUCACAGAUCUACUUCCUCUUGAGGAAUCUAAAAAGACCAAGGAAGGCGGAGUCAGGGGUCACUGGAAUGAGAGACUGGGGUCCUUCCAGAAAUUAAUCUUGAUAAAGAGCUUAAUGGAAGAGAAGGUUGUAUUCGCUACUACUGAGUUUGUGAUUGUCAAUCUGGGGAAACAGUUUGUGGAGAACCCUCCGGUCGACCUGGCCAGCCUGUACAAGGACAUGUCUCCCUGCACCCCACUCGUGUUCAUCCUCAGCACUGGGUCCGAUCCCAUGGGUGCCUUUCAACGCUUUGCCAAAGAACGAGGCUAUCUUGAAAAGCUCGAGUCUAUUUCAUUGGGGCAGGGACAAGGGCCGAUAGCUGAAAAGAUGAUUCAUGGAGCAAUGGAAAGUGGGAACUGGGUUUUCCUUCAGAACUGUCACUUGAAACUUUCUCAGAAGCGGAAAAAAAAAAAAAAAAAAAAUGGUAACACCUUUUCUUCUUUUGUACUUGCAGAUACACGGAUCCAUGAAAACUUUCGCUUGUUCCUGAGCUCCAUGCCCACAAAAGUAUUUCCCGUCACAGUACUGCAGAACUCUGUCAAGGUGACGAAUGAGCCACCAAAAGGACUGCGAGCAAAUAUGAGAAGGGCCUUCACAGAAAUCACCACUAACUUCUUUGAGGACCACGUUCUAGGAAAUCACUGGAGGAAAAUUGUGUUUGGUGUAUGCUUCUUCCAUGCAAUAAUCCAGGAGCGGAAGAAGUUUGGCCCUUUAGGCUGGAACAUCCAUUAUGAGUUCAAUGAUAGUGACAGGGAGUGUGCUCUCCUUAACCUCAACCUGUACUGCAAAGAUGGCCCCAUCCCAUGGGACGCACUUGUUUACAUCACUGGUGAGAUCACAUAUGGAGGCAGAGUGACAGAUGCCUGGGAUCAGCGAUGCUUAAGAACCGUCCUGAAAGGAUUCUUCUCACCUCCAACUCUGAGUCCUGGCUACACUUACUCCUCCUCAGGGAUUUACUAUGCCCCAGAUUCUUGUCAUCUCAAGGACUUCAGGGAUUAUAUAGAAAGUCUUCCCAUUAUUGAUGAUCCAGAGGUGUUUGGUAUGCACGAGAACGCCAAUUUGGCUUUUCAGCGACAAGAAACUUUAUCUCUAGUCAGCACCAUACUGGAUGUGAACCCUCGGUCCUCAGCCAGUGAUGGGGCCAAGAGUAAUGAUGAAAUAGUCUGUGAGUUGGCUGAGUCCAUCUUGGAUAAACUCCCUGAGCAUCUGGACAUGAGUCAAGCUACAGAGUCCUUGUUUGUCCGAGAUGAACAUGGACGUCUGAAUUCACUCACGACGGUGCUGGGCCAGGAGACAGAUCGAUUCAACAAUUUACUGAAAGUGCUCAGGGCUUCUCUUGUAACUCUCCAAAAGGCCAUUGGGGGUCUGGUAGUGAUGUCUGAAGAGAUGGACCGUAUCUACACAAGCUUCCUCAACAACCAGGUCCCGAGCCACUGGGCGAACUCUGCAUACCCCUCCUUAAAAACACUCGCCUCAUGGGUCAAAGAUCUGGUGCUCAGGACAUUUUUUAUUCAGGUGAGCACAAAAAGAAGCUAUAACUAUAACGUUUCCUGCUAGCAGAAUUUUUAGUCUUUCCACCAGUUCCAGGUGUUGGGACCUGCAUGUCUGUGUCAGACCUGCCUUUGGUCAUGCAUUCUGGAGUUAUAUAAGCCUGUCACUGUAACACAUUUUGAAGCACUAUAUAUUGCUACAGAGAUGUACUGCAGUAUGCCUUUGAUACAAUAACAAUAAUGCAAGAUGAUCCUAGUAAACAAUUUUUAAAUAAGCUGUAUCAUUAAGGGUCUCAACAAAUUAAUAGCAGAAUGAAGCAGAGGGUUAAAAGCCACUUUUUCAACCCUCUACAGCUCAAAUCUUAUCAUAUUACAGCAAAAAUACCCAAAUCUCCCCAAUUUUACAAAGACAUUGCAUAUAAAUGUUUCAGCUUUCAUAUAUUGAGCGAUAAGUCGAUAUAAUAAUAAUCAUGACAGGCCUA